CUGAACUUUGCGGACGAAAUACAACUUAUUGUUAUGACUUUGUUACAUGCCACAUUAUCAGAACAAAUAAACAGAGGGAUCUAAUGUAAAGGAGCAGUUAUAACUUCAACUUCAAGAUGCUGCUCUCUCUGGGGAUGCUGAUGCUGUCUGCCACCCAGAUCUAUACCAUCUUCACAGUGCAGCUCUUCGCUUUUCUCAACCUGCUGCCUGUGGAGGCUGACAUCUCAGCAUACUCGUUUGACAAUAAAACAGAAAACUUUGAUGAUCUGCCAGCUCGGUUUGGCUACAGGUUGCCCAGCGAGGGACUGAAGGGCUUCCUGAUUGGUGCACGGCCUGAAAAUGCGUGCGAGCCCAUAGAUCCCCCGCCCCUGAGGGACAACCUGACCGGAACCUUCAUCGUACUCAUCAAACGCUUUGACUGCAAUUUUGACAUCAAGGUCCUUAACGCCCAGAAGGCCGGCUACAAGGCGGCGAUUGUUCACAACGUGAACUCUGAUGACUUAAUCAGUAUGGGAUCCAAUGAUUUGGAUAUUCUCAAGCAGAUAGACAUUCCGUCGGUGUUUAUUGGUGAAGAAACUGCCAAUUCCCUCAAAGAGGAUUAUAUCUAUGAGAAAGGUGGGCAUGUGAUUCUCAUGCCAGACUUCAGCCUUCCUCUGGAGUACUACCUGAUCCCUUUCCUUAUCAUCGUGGGAAUCUGCCUCAUUCUCAUUGUCGUUUUCAUGAUCACUAAGUUUGUACAGGACAGACACCGGGCCAGAAGAAGCCGUCUGCGGAAAGACCAGUUGAAGAAGCUGCCCAUUCACAAGUACAAGAAAGGUGAUGCAUAUGAUAUGUGUGCCAUCUGCCUGGAUGAAUAUGAAGAAGGGGAAAAACUACGGGUUCUGCCUUGCUCUCAUGCCUAUCACUGCAAAUGCGUGGACCCCUGGCUGACCAAGACAAAGAAGACCUGCCCCGUGUGCAAACAGAAAGUGGUCCCGUCGCAGGGUGAUUCUGACUCCGACUCGGAGUCGGGCGACAGCGGUGCGGAGGAAAACGAGGAUGUGUCAGAAAACACUCCGCUGCUCCGAUCUCUCGCCGCUACCAGUUCCCACUCUUUCGGUACCAUGUCCGGCUCCCCUACGCACCACCACGGCCAAGAGGGGCCCGAGUCCUCCGACUAUGACGAACACAGCGACAUGGACACCAGCGACAGUGAAGAGGAGGUUACCGUGGAAGCGGUAGUGGUGCAGCUGCAGCAGGCCAGGCCAGACAAUAACACAGCCGAGGCAUGAGCAGACGUUUCCGGGUCCUUUUCAGACUCUUAUGAGAGGUUGCCAAUAUAUGUGAAAUAACAUCUCGCCGCCAUUCAUGUCAUUCGUUUUGCCCACCCAAUCAUACCUACCUACCUACCAAUAGAUUGCAGAUCACAUAUCACAAUACCUGUACUGUCUCUUUAACCAAGAUAUUAAAAUAAAUGAAGGAAAAAAAGAGGACAGUUGCGUAGAGAGCUACGUGGGUUUGUGUUUAUUGGAAUGUCACGUUUCACUGUAACGUUUGACUCUCUGCUUUUACAGAGUACAUCAGUCUGCAGAUGUCUGCUAUAUACUUUACACUGUGAAAAGGGUUAAAAGUCCAGUGGUCUUGUCUUCAGAGGAAAUAUGUCACGUACUGUGGAUGAUUGUGAUGUAUGUACAUCAGCUGUGUCAUGUAUAGAUCACCACAUUAAAAAAAACACAACAAAAACAAAAAAAACACCUUUUCCUAAGCAGCAAAAACAAAAACAAAAAAAGAUUGAUUACUGUGUAGCUUGCAUUGCUGUAUGCCUCUGUAUCAGAAGGUGGGGAAUUGUGGAACAUCCUUAUAAUGUAUGUACAGUGUGCUGUUUAGAAAGCUUGAAAUCAAAAUACUAUGCAGCACCCUUUUAUAAAGUCAAAAAACAUUUUUUUUUGGAUUAAUGAUGGUUUUUUUCUGUCGAAUCUGUUUAUAUUUAGAGAUAAAGGCGCUAGUGGUCCUUUUGACAAUGUUUUUGAUUUUGUGUUGUGUUGAUACACAAGCCAAACCAGUCUUGGAGAUGUAUCCAGGCAAAAUGAGAGGAAAAAAAAAAAGCUUGUUUGCUGAGUUGUCAUGGCAACCUCAGUCUUCAUUUCACACGCAGAAGGGCAGAAGAGCAAAACCAUUGAGACACCAAAUAGUUCAGACCAACAGCCACUUCUGGGUUUAAACUGAUCAGUUACAAAGGGACCCACCCCAGUGUUCAUGGAGCCACAUAGGUCCAUCUGUGAAAAGUGCAUUUGCAUUACGUUGUAUUAUUUAAAAUACUGCAAUGGAAAUGUUAAGAUUGGGGUUUUAUUUUUCAUCUACAUGUUGAACAGUUAACAUAACAGGUUGAAAAAAAGUCUGGAUGCCUUUAAGUUGUGUUAAUGUAAUUAACGUCUUGUUAAGCUCACCUCCUUGUCUAAGUCGCCUGAUUCACUUCAUGAAUAAAAUAUUACACUUUUG
Chanos chanos (milkfish) is the source of this 2478-nucleotide messenger RNA. RefSeq names its product ring finger protein 13 (gene rnf13). Bases 117 to 1271 code for a protein of 384 amino acids. The transcript has 10 exons. The record is from RefSeq and is a predicted model, not a curated record. Lineage: Eukaryota; Metazoa; Chordata; Actinopteri; Gonorynchiformes; Chanidae.